This is a messenger RNA of Naegleria gruberi, 1236 nucleotides long. RefSeq lists its product as uncharacterized. The record is from RefSeq and is a predicted model, not a curated record. The transcript has a single exon. Lineage: Eukaryota; Heterolobosea; Eutetramitea; Acrasida; Naegleriidae. The coding region runs from base 1 to 1236 and encodes 411 amino acids.
AUGUUAUUAGGACACAUUGAAUCUCAUGAGGCUCAUGGUGUUGAUCACGCAGCCAAUAUAUCUUCAUCUGAUACUCCUCAUAAAACAAGGCAAAAAUCUCCAACCACCAACACCACCACAUCAUCUACAUCGGAUCAUCAACAUUUAACGGUUUCAGCAGCCUCGGAUGCUAUUCAUCACUUGAAUAAUUCCUCAUCAAAUACUGAUGAAGAGGGAAAUACAUCGUAUGUGAAGAGAGCCUCAUCAAAAUAUGACUUUGUUAAAGUUAGAGUUGGAUUGGAAAAUCACUAUUACAUUCUCUCUCGUUUUAUUGUCAGCAGAAUAUUAACGGUUAUUCAAGUCAAGUAUAAGGAUUCUAUUAAAAUUGCAUUGGAACUUAAAAAGACACUUGUAGAUUUAAAUUUAUUGAAUAUUUCUCAAGAAGAAUUGGAAAAACACUUGUUUAAUAUUAUGAGAAAUUAUGGAUAUGGAGAUCAAACAAUUACAAGAUACAAAUUAAUGUCUAAAUUUCACCACAAACGUAUUCCCUUGUUAAUUUUGGUUUUUGGAACUGGUUGUGUUGGUAAAUCAACUUUAGCCACUCAAUUAGGUGAGAGACUAAACUCACCUAAUGUUGUACAAACAGAUGUAGUUUUAGAUUUGAUUAAUUCUUUCAAUCUUCACACAACUAAGAAUAAUAGUGGCUAUGAAAAGCAAGUUCCUGUCUGGUUUUCAAAAUAUGAGGAUAGUGAAACAUUUCUAAAACAAUAUAGAGAGCAAUGUAUAUUUAUGAAGAAGGCCCUCCAAGGAGAUAUUGAGAAAUGUUUUGGUGAUGGUAAAGCUCUAAUUAUUGAAGGUAGUCACAUAGAUCCUGAAAUUUAUAAGGAUUUAUUCGACAAGUACAUUACCAAGACUUCAACAGAGGAAAACAAGGCAGAGGGAAUUAUUAUUCCAUUUUUCAUUUCCAUUUCCAAUAAGGAUGAACACGAACUGUUUUUUGAACAAUGGCUUUCAAAGAGAGAACAUGAUAUUUAUGAUAGUCGUACUCAUACAUUGGGUACAAAUUUUGAUGAGAAAUUGCAAACCCUUUCUCAUAAUUUCCAAGUAAUGCAAGAAUAUUAUGAAAAUGUGACGAAAAAUGUUCCAUACAUUCAUAAGGUAGAGAUUAAUCACAGAAGAUUGGACGAAACUCUUGACACACUGCAUAAAUAUGUCCUCGAUAAUAUUUUCUCAGUCGUGGAAAAGUUACAAGACUAA